Messenger RNA from Mustela erminea (ermine), 1215 nucleotides. RefSeq names its product multiple C2 and transmembrane domain-containing protein 2-like. The record is from RefSeq and is a predicted model, not a curated record. Bases 164 to 931 code for a protein of 255 amino acids. The transcript has 3 exons. Lineage: Eukaryota; Metazoa; Chordata; Mammalia; Carnivora; Mustelidae.
UAAAAUCUUUUUAAAAAAUGCUUUAAAAAUAUUUGUAAACAUUACCAACCAAAUGUUUCCAUCUCAGUCCCUUAGUGGAAUGUGUGAGAUUUUCCAGUCACAUCUUACACUUCAAUGUGCUUAGAUACUACCGAGAAGGCUCAUUUGUGUUCUCUCUCCUCACAUGGUGUUUUCUAGGAGCCACUGCGGUUGUUUCCCACACAGAGGAGCUCUCUCAUGGAGUGACUUCCUGGGUCUUCAUGCAGCCAUGGAGGAUAAACCGUCUGUCUGGGGCUCUUUGAAACAGCGGACCAGGCCUUUGUUAAUCGACCUGAGCAAGAGGAGGGUGAAAAAGAACCCGAACAAGCCCCUAGACCUACGGGCAAGGCGUUCCCUGGACCGCCGCCUCAGCCUCUCUGUCCCUGACCUCUUGGAGGCUGAGGCCUUGGCCCCAGAGGGCAGGCCUUACUCUGGGCCCCAGUCAUCAUACACCUCGGUGCCCAGCAGCCUGUCAAUGGCGGGGAUUUUGCCCAAGAGCAGCAGUAACUCCUUGAAACAGUCUGAGGAGGAAUUGGACUGGAGCCAGGAAGAAGCCGGCUACCUCCGUGUGGUGGAAACGGACUCCGAGGAGGCCUAUGCCUCUCCCGCCGAGGACAGGAGGCCUUCUAGCAAUGGCAUCCUGGAUCUGCUGCAGAAGACGCCGGCUGGAGACGAGGCCCUGGAAGAGCCAGAGAAGCUAUGUGAAAGUGGCGAUCUGAAUGCUUCUCUGACAUCCCAACAAUUUGAAGAACAAUCUAUGUUUGGGGAAGCCAGUGAUGGCUUGAGUAACCUGCCCAGUCCUUUUGCCUACCUCCUCACCAUCGACCUGAAGGAAGGCCGGAACCUGGUCAUCUGGGACAGCUGUGGUAAGCCUGGCACACCUGCGUCUGUACUCUUGUCUCUACGUGAUUAGGCCGCCUUUCCCAUCUCCUGCAACAGAGUGGAGCUCAAAUCUACACCUCUUAGGUAUCAAGGCCUUUGCAGCAAAGUAUUUAAAUCCCCUGAAUCUUAUUGUCUUUUACUGUUAUUAAAUUAAUAACAAUAAUGAUAAUAGUAAUAAUCACAGAAAGUUGUUUUAAAUGAGAUGAGAUGGCGGUCAUAGCUUUAUGUCUGGCAUAUAGCAACUGCUCAAGAAAAUGUUCCUUUGAUUCUACUUUAAUUAUGCAUAAGAAAAGAUGUGAAUGCAUCCAUAGCAUG